ACCGAUAUGGGACACCGGAGGGGUGGAGGAUAGGCUACGGUGUAGAACAUAUAUGCUAGACUAAACAAAUGAAAGCUGGACGAAGGUUCUGCUAUGUAAAGAACAGCGCCGGGAUACAAUAGAAGUGAACCUCGGGUUUUUUCUUUAAGAUCCGUUAGCGGGGCGCUAGUUAGCUGUCAUCAAGGGUGGACUGACUGGAGUUGGUUUAAUUUGAAAGCUCCAGACCGUUUAUUUAAUUAUAACAUCACAGUUUUAACGUUAUAUUGUAUACUUCAUUUGUAUAAUAUUAUAUAUUUUUUAUUUUAUUGUAUAAUAUACUUGGGGUUAACUGCUGUGCUAACUAUGCUAACUCCCCUAGUAGCUGAAUGCUGAUGUCAACAAUGUUAUUCACGGAUAACCUCGUCUGAUUUGAUACACCGGUAUUACGUGAUAUUAUUUAAACUAUCACUGAAAAAACGAAUACAAAUAUAUAAAGGGUUUGCUAUUAACUGUAAAUCAACCAUAAGCCAAGAGCAAGCUUUUGGACUCACAAACUUUCUGCCAAGCCAUGUCGCACCUGACCUCACUCACCCAUGCUCUAGCUACCUAGCCUGCAUAAAGGCUAGCAGGCUUAAUUAGGCUGUGUAUUGUAUGAGUGUGAGAGUGUGUGUGUGUGUCUGUGUGUGGAAGGAACAAGGAGAAAAUGGGAUUCGGAAAAGAUCUUCGGAAUUCCCAUGAAGGCCUCCUUAAACUCCAGGACUGGGAGCUGAAGCUGCUUGAGACGGUGAAGCGCUUCAUGACGCUGCGCGUGAAGAGUGACAAGGAGUAUGCCGCCAUGCUGCUCAAUCUGAGCCGGCAGACAGAGAACCAGAACCCGGACUACAGCAGCACUGUCAGCCAGUCAUGGACCCAGCUGGUGAAGCAGACGGAGGAGCUGGGGCGCGUCAUGCGGGGCCAUGCGGACGAUGUCAACUCUGGGCCGCUCCAUCGCCUAGCCACGCUGAUCCGGGACAAGCAGCAGGUUAAGAGGAGCUACCAGACCCUCCACACCACCCUGGACAGCGAGCGCAGCAAGGUCACAAAGGCCGAUCUGGAGAAGCUGAAGGCUACGUAUCGUCAGCUUACGAGAGAGGCCCACAGCGCGAAAGAAAAGUACAAGGAAGCCAUGGUCAAAGGCAAAGAGGCGGAGCGUGCUCGUGAGCGCUACGACAAGGCUACCGCCAAGCUGCACAACCUCCACAACCAGUACGUGCUGGCGGUGCGCACCGCGCGGCUCCACCAGGAGCACCACCGCUGCCACGCCCUGCCCCGCCUCCUGGACUCCCUGCAGAGGAUGCAGGAGGACAUGACCGGUGCACUGAAGUGGAUUCUGGAGGACUACAGCCAGAUUAGCAGCCUUCUUGGGGAGGAAAUGGUUCGUGUUCACCAGGAAAUCCAGGAUGCCAUCCAGAGCAUCGACCCAGUCGCCGAGUACCAGUACUACGCUCAAUCCCACAGGACCCCUGAGCCAGAAGAAGCCGAUGUGGAGUUUGAUGCGUCUCUUUUGGAAGACACAGAGAACAUGGCAGCCAAUGAGAUCCUGUGGAACAAUCUGACCGCCGAAAACCUCCAGGCCCUGUUGUCGUCGGGGACUGUGGAGCUAGCACUGACACAGGAGAGCCUGAGCAGUAAAGAGGCCCUGCUCUCCGACCUGGAGGCCAAGCUGCAGGAGUCGACUCAAAGCUGCCAGAAGAAGAGCGACGGGGUGCUGUUGCUCGGCCAGCGGCUGUCGGUGGAGGAGCUCCGUCAGGCCGUCCAGGCCCUGCGCUGCUCUGAGGAGAAACUGCUUUCCCAGAAAUCGCUGCUUGAAGAGAAGCUGAUUUCCCCUGGGAACAGUGGCCCUGGCAACAGUGAUGCCCCGCCCCUGCCCCCAGUUGUCCCGCCCCCAACUCUCAAUUACGAGGACGAUGCCCAGUCCGUUGGCUCCACGGACAAAGGUAAAGAUCGUAUCUCUAAGUUUGACACACUACGCCACUCUCUGGCUGGGAUGAUCCGCUCUCCCAAAUCUGUCCUCUCCUCCUCAUCUUCGCAGUUCUUCGACGUGAUCGGGCCGGCCACCUCCUCGUCGUGCCCCACGGGGGGGCUGGGGUCGGGGUCGGGCGGGGCCGAGCGGCCCCUGGUGGAGCUGGACUGGUACCACGGGGCGGUGCCGCGGGCAGAGGCCCAGGACCUGCUGCGGCUUCACGGAGACUUCCUGGUCAGAGAGUCUCAUGGGAAACCAGGAGAGUACGUCCUGUCGGUGUACUGGGAGGCCACGAGGCGCCACUUCAUCAUCCAGUACGCCGAGAACCAGUAUCGGUUUGAAGGGACCGGGUUUCCCAGCAUCCCGCAGCUCAUUGAUCAUCACUUCAGCACAAAGCAGGUGAUCACCAAGAAGUCCGGAGUCAUCCUACACACCCCUGUUCUCAAGGAUAAAAAAUGGAUUUUAAAUCACGAAGAUGUGGUUUUGGGCGAACUGUUGGGCAAGGGUAACUUUGGGGAGGUGUUUAAAGGCACUCUGCAGCGAGACAAGAUGGCCGUGGCUGUAAAGACCUGUAAAGAAGAUUUACCUCAAGAGCUGAAGAUCAAGUUCCUGUCAGAGGCCAGGAUCCUUAAGCAGUACGAACAUCCCAACAUUGUUCGUCUGAUCGGAGUGUGCACGCAACGGCAGCCUAUCUACAUAGUGAUGGAGCUAGUACCAGGUGGGGACUUCUUGUCAUUCCUGAGGAAGAAGAGGGAUGAGCUGAAGACAAAGCAGCUCGUCAAGUUUGCUCUGGAUGCUGCCGCAGGGAUGGCUUAUCUGCAAGCCAACAACUGUAUACACAGGGAUCUGGCAGCCAGGAACUGCUUGGUUGGGGCAGAGGGGGGCGGGGUUGGUGGGGGUGGGCGAAGCUUCAGUGGAGGAAGUGGGCGAGACAUCCUGAAGAUUAGUGACUUUGGGAUGUCCCGUCAGGAAGACGACGGAGUUUACUCUUCCUCUGGCCUCAAGCAGAUCCCCAUCAAGUGGACCGCCCCCGAAGCCCUUAACUACGGGCGGUACAGCUCAGAGAGUGACGUGUGGAGCUUCGGUGUGUUGCUAUGGGAGACCUUCAGCCUGGGGGUGUGUCCUUACCCCGGCAUGACCAACCAGCAGGCGAGGGAGCAGGUUGAGAAAGGCUACAGGAUGUCCCGCCCUGAGCGUUGCCCUGACGACGUGUUCCGCAUGAUCGAGAGAUGUUGGCGCUACAGUGCCGAGGAGCGACCCAAUUUCUCUGAGCUGCAGCGGGACCUGGCCGCCAUCAAGAAGAAGUGAUGGACCCCAACACCCCUCACACCGAUUCACCUUCUCUGAGCUGCAGCCGGACCUCGCCGCCAUCAAGAAGAAGAGAUGGAGCCCUGAACUCUGAGCUGUUUCGGGACCUCACGGCUAUUCAGAAGUAAAGGACCCCUGAACUAAACCCAGCCUCUGACCCCCUCCCACCUCUACUGACACUUUGAGUGAAUAACACAAAACACAAGCUAACAGGAUCACUGGUGUCAGCCGCAAACUGUUAGCCACUAGCUUUAGAUGCUAGCUGUUAGCCACUAGUUUCUAGCUGCUAGCUUCAAGUCACUUGCUGUUGUUAAGUAAAGGUAAUGAGGGAUAUUGGAGGUUAUCUGAAGAUUGGAAAAUAAUAUACAGUCCUUGGAUUUGUAUAUACUACAAAAUGAUAGUAAAGAUGAACCUAACUAACGAAUGAAACACAUGUAAUCACCACAAUCGAAAGAUAAACACUUAAAAGGCUAAUGUAGGGUGAGGAAGGAAUGAGGGGCAUCAAUGAUGCACCCUCAUGUUUCCAGAGCUCCGGAGAGCAGGCCCUAGCAGGUAGUUGCUAGAGACAAUUUUGAAAAAAAAAAAGAUGAAUAUAUCGAGGGAGAUAAAACUAGGAACAAUGCUAGGAACAAAAUACAGCUUUUGAUUAUCUUACUACACCCUCAAACAACACUCACUAGCUGUUAGCCACUAGUUGUUUGGAGCCAACUGUUAGCCGCUAGCCACUUCAGGGAAACACAAGCUUAUAUGAAGAGCAAAGAAAAAACCUUGGAGGAAGACCUCCAUUUGACUUUGAUCAAAAUAAUUAUUGCAAUAGUAGUUAUAUUUAGUACUUCCUUUAACUAAAUUUACUUAAGAACUUCGUUUCAUUGAAACUACUAAAGUACUUCCGUUAACUGACACUACUAAAGUACUGAAUUUAAUUGAAACUACAAAAUUACUUCCUUUAACUGAAGGUGGGAAUAUGUUAAAAGUAUUGCCCUUGGACAGAAGGAUUUACUGUCUGAUGAGAGGCUUGGCUUGAUAAGGAAGGCAACCAUAGCUAGCCGCUGUGGCAGCUUAAGUAAUGAAGUGGGCAUGCUGUUACUUCUGCUGACAAACCUCUCCAGGAAGGACAAACUUUUGCUCCCUGUCCUGGGCUCACUACACUACCAAGUUUGGUAGCACAGAUCUUUGAUUGGGGACUUCCGCAAGCUGGUGAGCUACCAAUACUGGUUUCUCCAGCAUUCUCCCAACAGUUUUUUAUAAGUUUUGUAUUUUCUGAUUGUUUAAGUAUGGAAGCAUAAAUCUAUCUAACAAACCUUGCCAAAAAUGAUUAGACAUUUUUAACCCUAAAAUGUUGCCAAAUAUUAAUUAAAUGUGGCAAUAUUCUGGCUUUUUUUGCCUUUUGCUAUCCUUCCCAGGGUUAUACAAAAUCAUUGAUCAGUUCAUUGCUCCCCCAGUACAUACCUGGGACCGGUUAGCAUUAUGUAAAUUUCAAUUUCCAGAUUAUGACAAAAUUAAUCAUUACUUGUGUGUAUCCAGAAUAAACCAUGUGAAGAGAAAUUUCCAAAAUGAGAAUUUGGCUUAUUCUAGAAACAUUUGCUGCAGCCUGAUUUUUUUUUUUUUUUUUUUUUUUUUUUUUUUUUUUUUAUACGCCAGUUUCUACAAAUCAAUUGUGAUGAGAAGAAAUGGUUAUCCUGAACAAAAAGGGUUGUAGUAACUGAGUAAAAUAAACUGCAUUUUCGUUUUUGGAAUUCAACUUUUUAAUGUAGGAUAUUCCAGAUAUACACACCUAAAUAGAGUCAUGUUUGAUAUAUCUGGAAGGUGUAUUAAGUUGAGUUGUGGAGCUAAUGCUCAGCCAACCUUGAAUUGACAUCGGUGCCCAUAGGCUUACUGUGUAAGUAAGGGGGUCGCUGAACCGAUGGACAGAAAAGUGGUCUCCCUGCUCUGGUCCAUCCCCCUGGAAGGAACACAAAAUGGGUAAACAACUCUAAAUUGUCAGCUAACCCUGUAAGUGACCUUCUUUUACUGCCUUGCUUUGAGGCCACGUCGCCUUCCCAAUAAACACAACCCAACCCCCUCUAUACCGAACACACACCCUCCCACUGAACACUAACUCUCCCCCCUGACCACACCCCCUCUCAAUCGGCUCAUUAAAUAUGUAACAUUAUAUUUCAGUUAUUUUUUAUUCACGUUGGUUUACUUUGUUUGAUUUGUUUGUUCUUUAAUGUUUAACUAUAUAUUGGGGGGGGGGGGGUUCUACCAUUCAAUAACACUUAUUUAAUUUAAGUGAUUUCAAAGUAAAUGUUUUGCUUCUAACGUGAAUCAUUUUUACAAAAUUUCCAGGAAAACGUGAAAAAAACCGAUUGAAAAAACUACUUUUGCAGUUUUUCUAAUUCUGGGAAAAAAAUGAAUUUUAUAAAGUUUAUAUUUUGUG
Gadus chalcogrammus (walleye pollock) is the source of this 5708-nucleotide messenger RNA. It is a transcript of the gene fer, whose product is annotated as fer (fps/fes related) tyrosine kinase. Gene Ontology annotation, biological process: chemotaxis; regulation of mast cell degranulation; Fc-epsilon receptor signaling pathway. Bases 683 to 3289 code for a protein of 868 amino acids. NCBI's taxonomy places the organism in Eukaryota, Metazoa, Chordata, Actinopteri, Gadiformes, Gadidae. Gene Ontology annotation, molecular function: non-membrane spanning protein tyrosine kinase activity; ATP binding. The record is from RefSeq and is a predicted model, not a curated record. The transcript has 20 exons.